CUCUGGGAUCGUUGAAGGCGAUGCCAGAGAUCGACAAUGUUGCUCGCGGCAUGUCCCCGCCGCCGGUGACCAAUUGUUUGUUUGGAAAGUACGAGAUCGGAAAACUUCUAGGCUGCGGCGCUUUCGCCAAAGUCUACCAUGCCAGAGACAUCGCCACCGGCCAGAGCCUCGCCGUCAAGGUGUUCAACAAACAAAAGAUCAAUCAUAACACCAGUCUGAUGUCGAACAUCGAGCGUGAGAUCGGUAUCAUGCGUCGUCUCCGUCAUCCGAAUAUCGUUAAAUUGUACGAGAUUUUGGCUACGAAGACGAAGAUCUAUUUCGUCAUGGAGUUGGUUAAAGGCGGUGAGUUGUUCGCUAAGGUUGCGAAGACUCGGCUUAGUGAAUCGCAGAGUCGGAAGUAUUUUCAGCAAUUGAUAUCCGCCAUUGGAUAUUGUCAUUCUCGAGGUGUUUACCAUAGAGAUUUGAAGCCUGAGAAUCUUCUAAUCGAUGAGAAUGGGAAUUUGAAGGUUUCGGAUUUUGGUUUGAGUGCUGUUACCGGACAGAUACGAGAUGACGGGAUGUUGCACACGUUGUGUGGUACUCCGGCUUAUGUUGCGCCGGAGAUUCUCACGAGGAAAGGAUACAAUGGAUCGAAGGCGGAUCUGUGGUCGUGUGGAGUUAUCUUGUUCGUGUUGACGGCCGGAUACCUACCGUUCAAUGAUUCAAAUCUCAUGAUGUUGUAUAAGAAGAUCUAUAGAGGUGAUUAUCAUUGUGCGAAAUGGAUGUCGGCGGAUCUCCGGCGACUGUUGUCUCGUCUCCUGGAUACAAAUCCGGCGACGAGAAUCACCAUCGAUGAGAUCACUCGUAGUCCAUGGUUCAGGAAAGGAAGCAAAGGAUCAAAAGUUUACGAGUGCGACGACGAAGAAGAAUUCCUCGUGAAACCGGAACAGAAUGCUAAAACGACGGCGUUAAACGCCUUCGAUCUCAUCUCGUUUUCUUCCGGUUUAAACCUGUCACCUUUCUUCGAUAGCACAUAUAACUCGCCGGAUAAAAGCGAAAAACUGGUGGUCGCCGGACCUCCGGAGGAAGUUAUCGACAAGGUUCAGGAGACCGUGAAGGAGGACGGCGUGACGAUCAAGAAGCGAAAGGAUUGGGGUUUGGAGUUGGUAUGGGAAAAUGGUAAAUUCGUGAUCGGAUUGGAGGUUUUCCGGUUGACGGAAAGAGUGGUGGUGGUGGAAGUUCGGAGUAGAGGCGGAGGUGCAGAGUUAUACGAUGAGUUUUGGAAGAACAGAAUCAAGCCAGGGCUACUCGACCGACGACGGGAAGCUUAGGUAAGCCGGCAACUAAAGGCUCGACGGCGGGGACACGUGUGGAGCGUCUUUAUUUGUCAAA
Cynara cardunculus var. scolymus (artichoke) is the source of this 1371-nucleotide messenger RNA. RefSeq names its product CBL-interacting serine/threonine-protein kinase 11-like. Gene Ontology annotation, biological process: signal transduction; protein phosphorylation. NCBI's taxonomy places the organism in Eukaryota, Viridiplantae, Streptophyta, Magnoliopsida, Asterales, Asteraceae. Bases 21 to 1310 code for a protein of 429 amino acids. The record is from RefSeq and is a predicted model, not a curated record. The transcript has a single exon. Gene Ontology annotation, molecular function: protein kinase activity; ATP binding.